CACAGGGGAGCGUUUGGAGAGCGCAACCACCGCCACCAUGAGCCUUCUCAACAAGCCCAAGAGUGAGAUGACCCCGGAGGAACUGCAGAAGCGGGAGGAGGAGGAGUUUAACACGGGCCCGCUCUCCGUGCUCACGCAGUCCGUCAAGAACAACACGCAGGUGCUCAUCAACUGUCGCAACAACAAGAAGCUCCUGGGCCGCGUGAAGGCUUUUGACAGGCACUGCAACAUGGUGCUGGAGAAUGUGAAGGAGAUGUGGAUGGAGGUCCCCAAGAGCGGCAAGGGCAAGAAGAAGUCCAAGCCCGUCAACAAGGACCGCUACAUCUCCAAGAUGUUCCUGCGCGGCGCCUCGGUCAUCGUGAUGCUGCGGAACACCCUCAUCGCCGGCAAGUAGGGGCUCGCUCCUUGCCGUCACCUCAGUCCCCGACCUGCUCAGACUGCCCCGACCUGAAAACAAUAAAGUCCUGUUUUGU
Messenger RNA from Pipistrellus kuhlii (Kuhl's pipistrelle), 473 nucleotides. RefSeq names its product small nuclear ribonucleoprotein Sm D2-like. Gene Ontology annotation, cellular component: precatalytic spliceosome; U2 snRNP; U5 snRNP. The record is from RefSeq and is a predicted model, not a curated record. NCBI's taxonomy places the organism in Eukaryota, Metazoa, Chordata, Mammalia, Chiroptera, Vespertilionidae. The transcript has a single exon. Gene Ontology annotation, biological process: RNA splicing; spliceosomal snRNP assembly. Gene Ontology annotation, molecular function: RNA binding. The coding region runs from base 38 to 394 and encodes 118 amino acids.